Pteropus alecto (black flying fox) is the source of this 1674-nucleotide messenger RNA. It is a transcript of the gene OTOP2, whose product is annotated as otopetrin 2. The transcript is spliced from 6 exons. Gene Ontology annotation, molecular function: proton channel activity. The record is from RefSeq and is a predicted model, not a curated record. Gene Ontology annotation, biological process: proton transmembrane transport. Gene Ontology annotation, cellular component: membrane. NCBI's taxonomy places the organism in Eukaryota, Metazoa, Chordata, Mammalia, Chiroptera, Pteropodidae. Bases 1 to 1674 code for a protein of 557 amino acids.
AUGUCCGAGGAGCCGGCCUCCGGCCCCAAGGAGAGCCCGCCGGCACCGCGGACAGGCCCCCGCGAGGCGUGGAAGAAGGGCGGCCGCCUGCUGUCCGUGCUGCUGGCCGUGAACGUGCUGCUCCUCGCGUGCACGCUCAUCAGCGGCGGCGCCUUCAACAAGGUGGCGGUGUACGACACCGACGUGUUCGCGCUGCUCACCGCCAUGAUGCUGCUGGCGACUCUAUGGAUCCUGUUCUACCUCCUGCGCACCGUGCGCUGCCCCGACGCCGUCCCCUACCGGGAUAAGCACGCCGGCCCCAUCUGGCUCCGAGGUGGGCUGGUGCUGUUUGGGAUGUGCACUCUGGUCAUGGAUGUCUUCAAGACCGGCUACUACUCCAGUUUCUUUGAGUGCCAGUCGGCCAUCAAGAUCCUACACCCUCUCACCCAGGCCGUGUUUGUCAUCGUCCAGACUUACUUUCUCUGGGUCUCUGCUAAAGACUGUAUUCACAUCCACCUGGAUCUGACUCGGUGUGGCCUCAUGUUCACACUCACCACCAACCUGGCCAUCUGGAUGGCAGCCGUGGUGGAUGAAUCCGUGCACCAGGCACACUCCCACAGCAACGCCAGCCACUCCCGCCUCGCUCCUGACCCGGAGCGCGUGGCCAGCGGGCUUGGAGGAGACUGCCCCUGCGCCACGGCCAUCUGCCAGAUCUUCCAGCAGGGCUACUUCUACCUGUACCCCUUCAACAUCGAGUACAGCCUCUUCGCCUCCACCAUGCUCUACGUCAUGUGGAAGAACGUGGGCAGGCUGCUGGCCUCCUCUACCCGUGGCCACAGCCACACUCCAUCCCAGGUCGGCCUCUUCCGGGAGACAUUCUUUGCCGGCCCGAUCCUGGGCCUGAUGCUCCUUGUGGUGGGGCUGGCCGUCUUCAUCAUCUAUGAGGUCCAAGUGAGUGGAGAGGGGGGCCACAUGCAGCAGGCCCUGGUCAUCUACUACAGCUUCAACAUUGUGUGUCUGGGGCUCAUGACCUUGGUCAGCCUGAGCGGCUCGAUCAUCUACCGUUUUGACCGCCGGGCCAUGGAUCACCAUAAGAACCCCACGCGAACCCUGGACGUGGCCCUGCUGAUGGGUGCCGCCCUGGGCCAGUAUGCCAUCUCCUACUACUCUAUCGUGGCUGUGGUGGUGGGCAUGCCCAGGGACCUGCUCGGGGGGCUCAACCUGGCCCAUGCUCUGCUCAUGAUUGCCCAGCACACCUUCCAGAAUGUGUUCAUUAUCGAGAGCCUCCACCGGGGCCCGCCGGGGGCUGAGCCUCACAGAAGCCCUCCCAAGGAGCCCAGCCUCACCUUUGCCAACCUGGAUGCCCUCCACACCUUGCCCUCCUGUCCGCCCGCCCCUCGGCUGGUUGGACCCAGCCCCGCAGGCCCUCAGGAAGCAGUGGCCAUCAUCGUGACUUCCAGAGGCCACUGGAGAAGCCGGUGCCUGAAAGACAUUUCUCUGUUUCUUCUCUUAUGCAACAUCAUCCUGUGGAUCAUGCCCGCCUUCGGGGCCCGCCCUCACUUCAGCAACAAGGUGGAGGUGGACUUCUACGGCUAUUCCCUCUGGGCGGCCAUCGUCAACAUCUGCCUGCCUUUCGGCAUCUUCUACCGCAUGCACGCCGUCUCCAGCCUGCUGGAGGUCUACGUGCUGUCCUGA